Haemonchus placei is the source of this 1044-nucleotide messenger RNA. The record is from the annotation of a GenBank genome assembly. NCBI's taxonomy places the organism in Eukaryota, Metazoa, Nematoda, Chromadorea, Rhabditida, Trichostrongylidae.
AUGUCGUCGUCUUUGCAAUCAGCACGUGGAGGCUCUGCUAAACUCAACACGGGCUUCUAUAUCCCACUAGUUGGUCUCGGAACUUACAAAGUCACAGCAGAUGCGGUGAGUGCACUACAAAACCGGUAUUAUGUCAACGAAACCGAACUUCAGGUAAAACCUACUGUAGAUGCGGCAUUGAGCAAUGGUUACCGCUUGUUUGAUUCCGCGAAGCUCUACAAUAAUGAGCCCGAGUUGGGAACUGCUCUAGCGGUAAAACCUACUGUAGAUGCAGCAUUGAGCAAUGGUUACCGCUUGUUUGAUUCCGCGAAGCUCUACAAUAAUGAGCCCGAGUUGGGAACUGCUCUAGCGGUAAUGCCUACAAAGCAAUCACACCUGUUCAUUCCUUUCGGUAAAGAAUCAGCGAUUCAGGAAUUGCUUCCAAAGCACGGUCUUUCACGCUCUGAUGUCUUUAUCACUACAAAGAUAUACCCUGAAAAAGAUGAUACGUCGACUGCCGUUAGACUGCUUAUUAAGGAAUCACUUGAGAACUUCAAAACAGAUUACAUCGAUAUGGUUCUUAUUCACUACCCUAAAGCUAUAUCUUCCGAGGAGAAAGACGAAAAGAAUCCGCUUCAUCGAAAGCUCACAUAUAUGGAGCUUGAGAAAUUGAAAGGUGAAGGCAAAAUAAGAUCUGUUGGUGUUUCAAAUUAUGAAGUUCGGCAUCUAGAAGAAAUCAAAAAUUAUGGAAAGGUAGCGGCCACAUACAUAUUUUUGGAAGUGCUUGUUGUGAAGAAUUCAUGGGGUGAAGCUUAUGAUUCCGUUGUCCAAAUAACUGCAAAUUUAUGCCAGAUGAUGCCGUGCGUUAAUCAGGUGGAGUACCAUCCCCAUUUCACAAGGAACGAACUGAAGGAGUACUGUAAGAAGGAGGGUAUCUUCUUCCAGGCAUUCGCUUCACUAGCUCGACAAGCACCGGCACUUGUUAAUGAUGAGGUGGUGGUGAAUUUAGCGAAAACUCGAAAAACCACAGUUUCGGUACUUUUUCAAUUACUAAAACUUUCGUAA